AUGGCUACUCUUAACGUGUCCUUUGUGGUACAUCUUCUGUGUAUAGUUGUUCUUAACCCGGUUGUGUAUGCCAAAUGCAGUGACCGAAACGGGCAAAUAUAUUAUCUUUCUCGAACUCGCCAGACCCUCAAUGAUCUUGCCAUGGAGAGGAGACAAAUGGGCUGUAUCCAAGAGGCGGAAAGGAUAAUGGUCCAACGUCCAACGCUUUCAAUAGAGGAGGGGGAAAAGCUUUGGACACUGAAACUUGCGUUUCAACUAGCCAGCGAGCUCUUCCAACAAAACCUAACACUUGUGAAAUGGAAUACCUUCAAAAUCAGGGAGCUCCAAGACCUUCUUGCUCGACAAAAUAUGACCUAUUCAGAAUGUGUCAGAGACAUGAGUGUGCGUCUAAACCUUCCAAUUGAAAAUAUGGUUAAGAAGUACUUCAAACAGCUGGACGACUUUGUUUUACAUGAGCGUUUCAGCUCCUGCUCAUGGGAGGUCGUGAGAGCUGAAAUGGGGAGCAUCCUAAGGUAUUUUUACAAGAAAUCAAAAAUGUCAAGAAAACACGCGUGAGAGUAGCAUUCCUUGUCGUUCAAUUCUGCGUCAAAAAAAAAUUUCUGUUUAAUUUAUUAAUUAUUCCACUGUAAAAGCGUUAUAUA
This is a messenger RNA of Oncorhynchus keta (chum salmon), 641 nucleotides long. Its product is annotated as interferon kappa-like. Gene Ontology annotation, biological process: defense response. The record is from RefSeq and is a predicted model, not a curated record. The transcript is spliced from 5 exons. NCBI's taxonomy places the organism in Eukaryota, Metazoa, Chordata, Actinopteri, Salmoniformes, Salmonidae. Gene Ontology annotation, molecular function: cytokine receptor binding. The coding region runs from base 1 to 555 and encodes 184 amino acids. Gene Ontology annotation, cellular component: extracellular region.